Molecule: messenger RNA, 1479 nt
Organism: Mya arenaria
Lineage: Eukaryota; Metazoa; Mollusca; Bivalvia; Myida; Myidae
Product: suprabasin-like
Exons: 2
Coding region: 32-1195 (387 amino acids)
Source: RefSeq, a predicted model, not a curated record
GGAGAAAGAGUUGUAUUUGGAAGCCAGAAGAAUGAAACAUUCGAUCGGUCUUACCUACGUUGUCUUAACUUUACUUAUCAGUUAUGUGCUCGGGAUAAAUGGUAAACAAGAACGGGCAAUACAUGAUCUAAAGCUCUCAGAUCGGGAUACAGGCUCCGACGAAUCCUCUGUCGAUGAUGGAGACGAAUUAAACAUGGACAAGCGUUGGGGCAAAGCAGGACGGUUUAGAACAUUUGAUUCUCUUGCUAGUGGACUUGUAUCAAAGCGUUUUGGUGACGGCAGAAAUUUUGAUUCUCUCGCAAGUGGUUUGGUCGGAAAGCGUUUCGGUGACGGGCGGAAUUUCGACGUGCUGGCAAGUGGCCUGGUAGGCAAGCGAUUUGGCGACGGACGGAACUUUGACUCGCUGGCAAGCGGGCUGGUAGGCAAGCGAUUUGGCGACGGACGGAACUUUGACUCGCUGGCAAGCGGGCUGGUAGGCAAGCGAUUUGGCGACGGACGGAACUUUGACUCGCUGGCAAGCGGGCUGGUAGGCAAGCGAUUUGGCGACGGACGGAACUUUGAUUCGCUGGCAAGCGGGCUGGUAGGCAAGCGUUUUGGCGACGGACGGAACUUUGACUCGCUGGCAAGCGGGCUGGUAGGCAAGCGAUUUGGCGACGGACGAAACUUUGACUCGCUGGCAAGUGGGCUGGUAAGCAAACGAUUUGGCGACGGACGGAAUUUUGAUAUGCUGGCGAGUGGACUGGUAAAUAAACGAUUCGGCGACGGACGGAAUUUCGACGUGCUGGCCAGUGGAUUAGUUGGUAAACGUGAUGACGGAAGGUAUUUCGACUCUCUUGCAAGUGGAAUUGUCGGUAAAAGGUAUUACAGUGCUUUUGUUGAUCCGGUUGGCAAUAGUCGUUUUGGGAAACGGCACCCCUUUGACUCUCUUGCAAGUAACCUUAUCAAGCGGUUUGACGGGAAAAACUUACAUGCAUCAGAUGGCAGUCUACUUGGAACAAAGUGGAAUGGGCAAGGAUACGGACGUCUGGACAGUCCUCCCUCAUCUAAACAAGAAGAUGAAACGGACGGUAGUACAGAAGGUGAAUCAGACAUCGAAUUUCCCCAGAAGCGCGGAUACUUUUACCCAUCUUGGAGAUCUCGUUACUUUAAAAGGCGUCCUUUCGACUCGCUGGCUAGUACACUCAUUCGUAGAUGAGGGCCCAGGAUAUACAUGUGUAAACACUUAGUGCUUUUAACCAUACUAAAAUGUAUAUUUUCUGUUGGUUUAUUCGUGAAAUAUUUAAGGCUACAUUCGCAAACACAAUUUUACAAUUAAGCAUGUGAUCAAAUGGUUUGAAAAGUAUCUAGUAACAAACAAACACGGUUUGUUCACUGAAUUUUAUUUGCUAUAAUAAAUAUUUCAAUUCAUUCCGCUCACGACUAAAGACAAAACGAAUGUACUUCCGAAAUGUGAUUUUAUUUCAAAGUAUGUUGGGAACA